AUAUCAUCGAUCUGUCAGUGGGAAGGCCGAUGCGAAUGCGUUGGAUUUGUGCUCUUUUACAGCUUUAAACUACUCUCUCUAAACGUUAAUUCAUUCACACACCUUCGUUUCCACCGUCUUUCAGAGCUUCCCCUCAUCCCCAUCAAUGGCGGCCACUUCCACUUCUCUCUUCUCCUUCACCCAUACUCAAUGCCCGGACAAACCCAGAUCCCUUCUUCGUCCCACACCCUCUGUUUCCCUCUCUUUUCGUUCCAAUUCGCUUCCCACUUUCCGGUGUUCUCUCAAUACCACCGUCCACGACGCACCCAUUGAAGAAAAAGUAGAUGUUCCCAUCGAAAAGAAGUUUCCAUCUUUUCCUACUGUCAUGGAUAUCAAUGAGAUUCGUAAUAUCUUGCCCCACAGGUUCCCAUUUCUUUUAGUAGAUAGAGUGAUCGAAUACAAUCCUGGGGUUUCCGCUGUUGCUAUUAAGAAUGUUACCAUCAAUGAUAACUUCUUUCCAGGGCAUUUCCCUGAUAGACCCAUCAUGCCUGGUGUUCUCAUGGUUGAGGCAAUGGCUCAAGUAGGCGGUCUAGUUAUGCUGCAACCAGAGGUGGGAGGCUCACGCGACAACUUCUUCUUCGCUGGAAUCGACAAAGUGAGGUUCCGAAAACCCGUGAUUGCAGGAGACACAUUGGUGAUGCGAAUGACUCUUGUUAAGUUGCAGAAGAAGUUCGGAAUUGCCAAAAUGGAAGGGAAGGCGUACGUCGGAGGCGAAGUCGUGUGCGAAGGUGAGUUCUUGAUGGCCAUGGGUAAAGAAGAAUGAAAAUUUGGUCAUUUAUAUAUGUGAUGGAUAUGGAAAUGAAUAUUACAGACGUUGGAGUUUAAAGCCUAUGAUAUAAAUGUUUGUGUUUCUGGAAAA
Molecule: messenger RNA, 898 nt
Organism: Cucurbita pepo subsp. pepo (vegetable marrow)
Lineage: Eukaryota; Viridiplantae; Streptophyta; Magnoliopsida; Cucurbitales; Cucurbitaceae
Biological process (GO): fatty acid biosynthetic process
Molecular function (GO): hydro-lyase activity
Source: RefSeq, a predicted model, not a curated record